CUUCGGUGGAUAUUUAUUGCAGCUCAGCACCGUUGUGGCAAUUCACUGUGACACGACCUCAACCUGAGAACUUCUGAUUUAAACGAAAAAAAGCAAAUUAGUAAACCAUGGCCAAACUUCUGGUGUUAACAUUGAUUGGUCUAACUGGAAUUUCUAUUGGCUUGGGAGCCGACAGCUGGAGCUACUGCAGUAAUUGUGCUGAUGGCCCGUUGAGAUGGACAGGCGACUGUGCCUCUGGGAAAAGCCAGUCUCCUAUAGACAUUACUUCAACCAAUGCAACCUACAGGUCGUUCUCAGCCUGGAACUUGCAAAACUACGGAAAAACACUCUCGGCUAACUUUACUCAAAUGAACACUGGCUCUGCUCUAAAGGUGUCAAUACCAGAAAACAUGUUCUUUGUCAAUGGUGGAGGCCUGGUGGGUAACUACACCACCGCUCAGUUUCACCUUCACUGGGGACCCAGCAACAAAAAAGGUUCAGAGCACUACCUGGAUGGACAGCAGUUUUCCGCAGAGAUCCAUUUCGUCAGCUACAAUGUCAAAUACCCAAACUUGACCUACGCCGCUACAAAGUCUGACGGUUUGGCUGUCCUUGGUGUCUUCUUAGAGGUCGGAAGUGCAAAUCCUGCUUAUGACAAAUUCCUCAAUUAUGCCUCGAAAGUUGUCAACAAAAGUGCAACUGUGCACAUUCCUGCUUUUCCUUUCUCUCCCCUUUUCCCAUCCAACACGAGCAAGUUCUACAGGUACCAAGGCUCAUUAACAACACCAGGAUGUUACGAGUCUGUAACAUGGACAGUUUUCCACGAUGUCGUUGAGAUAUCCUCAUCUCAGGUUAGCGCCAUGCGCCGCUUGAUGAUGAACGGCACUGACUACAUUGGGGAGAACUACCGCCCGACUCAGGACCUACACACCCGCACAGUAUAUGCGAGCUUUGAUGUUCCAGCUGCUACCCAGACUCCAACGGUAGACGGUCCGGUUGAUUCAGCAGUAGGUGUCAAGAUGUCCACAGGUCUAUUGCUGUUGAUGUUGUUUGGAGCGCUGUUCUUUUAUUAAAAUGGCUCCUUCGCAUACAUCUUGAUGCCAACGGACUAAGACUUGCUUUUUGUUAGAGUGCUGUAUAAUCUGCGAUAUACGGUUGUGAUAAAUAGACGACAGGCGUUCUUUGUUAAAUAAGGCUAGUAUAUGUACAAACUCGAGGAAGGAACUGGGGGAGAAAAACGGCAGCAAACCUUAUUCCAUUACUUUAUUGUUGCUUAAAUCCGCAGGAGGGUCCCCUGACGGCGGACCUUCCCAUCAUCUGACAAAACAGGCCCAUCUUAAAAUGAGCUUCUGAAAGGGUAACAUGACUACGCUGUUUAUCUCAAGAUUUUUCCCUGUACCUUGUACCAGCCUUAUUUAUUCAUUACUAUCUCUAGUAUUUAUAUCAACGGAAUCUUGUUUGCAACUUUAUGUCUAAUGUGAUGCUGUAUUUGAGGAUUUCGCGCUGUGAGAAAACUGAAAUUAUUACGCCCAUCAAUGUAGACGAUAUUUGGAAGACUUUCCAGCCGUUGUGAGAAAGCGAUAUUUUUUCAGACAGAACUUUGGAGUAAGAUCAUUAUUAACUCAUUCUAUCAAAGUUUAUCUAUUUCCUGUCUUGGAAAAAUUUGCCUCUUCCGCUGAGUCUCUGUUCAG
Molecule: messenger RNA, 1670 nt
Organism: Pocillopora verrucosa
Lineage: Eukaryota; Metazoa; Cnidaria; Anthozoa; Scleractinia; Pocilloporidae
Product: carbonic anhydrase 1
Biological process (GO): one-carbon metabolic process
Cellular component (GO): plasma membrane
Molecular function (GO): carbonate dehydratase activity; zinc ion binding
Source: RefSeq, a predicted model, not a curated record